Messenger RNA from Rotaria socialis, 1908 nucleotides. The record is from the annotation of a GenBank genome assembly. Lineage: Eukaryota; Metazoa; Rotifera; Eurotatoria; Philodinida; Philodinidae.
AUGCAGUGGUUUUCUGGAUACUUUUUUCUUGGCAUCUUGUUGCUGAUCUUUAGUACUGCUACACAAUACAAUUCGAACCGUUCUUUGAGCGAAGGUGAUAUUACAUCCAGUAAAAAUGAAAAUAUACAACAAGAGAUUGUUGGAACAACUAAUGCCGGUCGAUUUAAAUAUCAGGAUGGAGAAGUCAUUCUACUACAAAACCAACGAAAAUUAUCUGAUUUCUUCUUUACACCGUUCCCACAUGUUGAGCCAAAUUUAACUGAAUGUCAUGACGAUGAAUUCAGUGGCCGUACAGAACUGACAUUGGUUGUCUCUCUCUAUACAACGAAUUUAACCGAAUUCAUUGAACGUCAUAUUCAAAAACGUCAAGAUAUUUGUCAUACUGAGCGUUGCGACGUUUCGCUUGUACCGAUGCACUCCAUUCGUCUUUUUCAAAAAGGAUUUCGAACAGUUGAAGCUAGCAAAAAGUUCACUUUAGAUGAUCGAUGGCAUGGUAAUACACAACUUCGACAGAUGGUUGAAUUCAUCUUCUACACGUAUAACAUGUCCAUUUGUGAGAGUUUAAAACAUUCAAUCACCUCACAUUGCCGUGUAUCGAAUUUUGAAGUUCACUACUCAUUAGAAGGUCAACAGACAACAUCUAGAACUCUAGAAGUUACCACAGAACAUGUAACGAAAACAUCGAUGUACAAUCAAAUAAAGUCGCAAUUUCCUGAAAAUAAUCGAGAUACAGUGGCUUUGACUGGGGAUGACUAUAAAAAUCUCUUGAGUGAAACCAUGGAUCAAAUCAAGAUGAAUAUACGAGUUGAAGAAGGUUAUGAAGAUAUGCAAGAUCCAGUUGGCAUCGAUCGACUGCUGGAUCGUCAAUUGCAAUAUAAACAAGUUCGAUUGACAACAGUCAACGAUCAUCUGUGGGAUUCGCUCUAUUGGACACCCGAGUUAACACGGCCUGAUCGGUUGGCGAAAGUACUGAAUAAAAUUCUGAAACAAGAUGCCACGGACUCGGAUAAAUUUCGCUACGAUUUUUCACAGGCAGACGAAGCUUCAAAACAAGAUUUAAAACUUCAGGAUAAACAAAACUUUGACCACUUACAAAAACAUCUGGCAACAAAAUCUCAAAAUACCACACAUAAAUCCGAUGUUGGUGUUCAUUUCGGAACUGAAGCAGGUGGUAGUUUCUUAGGUCUUGGCUCGGCAAACAUGAAAGUCGAUGUGGAUGUCAAUGUUCAUAACCAAAAUACGGACAGUAGAAAUUCGUUGAAUGAUGGUCUAGUUCACAACAAAACCGAUAUGAACCGAUUCAACAGCACGAAUAAUGAAAGAAAAAAUAGUUCAACAGUUCUUCUGCAACGGAAGGAUGCUGAAAAGUUAGUUCACUUUUUGUCAGAGCAUCUGGAAAUAGAAGGUGAUAUCAUAAAACCGAAACCCAUCGAUGUUACGCUUGUUAAAGUUGGCUCGUUAAAAUCUAGUACGAAACUGUUUUCCAAUAUGGUUUAUGUUAAAACUCGAACAAAGCUACAUACGUUACCACUUCGCUGUCCAUAUGAAUAUCGUCGUGGUCGUUUAGCAAACGAUUGGCUUGCAGAAAAAUACCAUCGUUUAUCAAACGUUGUUGAGGAAUUGAGCAAGAAUUUAACGAAAAGUUUGAAAGUGAUGGAAUCGUCAAUCGACGCCAUUGAAUCAAGCCUUAAUCAAAAACUAGCUUCAUCUGAAUCAAACCUCAGUCAAAAGCUGUUCGACUACUUUAAUAGCUCAAAAAUGUUAAUAAAUACAAUUGAAAGUCAAUUAAUAAACAAGACAGAACAAAGCACGAAUGCGACGAAUUCGACAAUAGAUCAAAUGGAAAAUCGCCUUUAUCGAAUUGAAAAAGGUAUUUUCAUGACAGAGAAAGCUAUUUCUAAAUUAUGA